Lodderomyces oxycetoniae is the source of this 1041-nucleotide messenger RNA. RefSeq lists its product as uncharacterized. Bases 1 to 1041 code for a protein of 346 amino acids. The record is from RefSeq and is a predicted model, not a curated record. The transcript has a single exon. Lineage: Eukaryota; Fungi; Ascomycota; Pichiomycetes; Serinales; Debaryomycetaceae.
AUGCCAUCUGCAACGCCAGCGUCGGCGGCACUGGCACCAGACAUAGACUCAUUUCGGUACCUAAACCCAAACAAGGAUAGAAGAGUAGCUAUAAUAACUGGAGGUAACAGUGGUAUUGGGUUCUUUACAGUUUUACACUUGUACUUACAUGGUUAUAUCAUAUAUAUUGCUGGAAGAACCAAAUUCCAAUUUUCCAAACUAGGUAAGGAAUUGCAUCUCAAAGCAAUGCAGAUAAGGCAGCAAUAUCAGCCUCAAGAAUUGUUGCAAGAACGGUAUUUGGGUGAAUUGAAUUAUCUUGAAUUAGAUAUGACCAAUUUACAGUCUAUUAUCCGAGCAGUUGAAAGCUUCAAGUAUCGAGAAGAUUACUUACAUUUGCUUAUAAACAAUGCAGAAGUAAUAGCAUUACCUUAUACUCUAACUCAGGAUAAUUUUGAUAUUCAAUUGCAAACAGAUUUCAUAGCGCCAUUUUUAUUGACUAUGAAACUAUUGCCCAUCUUGGAAAGAACAAGUGACGAGUUCCCCGAUAUUGAGAAUCCAAGAGUCAUUUAUCUUAGUUCAACCGGGCAUCGAUUUGCAAUAAAGAGUUUUAACUUGUCAUCUCCAAUGAAUUAUAGACUAGACUUUAUAUUCACUUGGCUCCGAUAUGGAAUUGCCAAAACAGCUGGCAUUCAUUUCAUGAAGAUGUUAUCUUUAAGAAACCCAAAAAUAUUGUUUCUUUGUAUACACCCUGGAUUUGCAAUGAAUACAGAUUUAUUCACAUUCUGGACGAGUUUACCCAUAAUAGGGGUAUUAUUUUGGUGUUUUUUCAAAACAUUUGCUUGGUUCCUUGGUAUUACUUCAGAGCAAGGUGCAACUAAGGUUUUGAGAACUUCAUUAAAUCCAAAUCUAACAGUUGAGGAGAAUAAUGGUAAGUAUUAUGACUCACAGGGGAGAGAAGCCCAGCCUUCGAGGGUUGCUAGUAAUAUGGAUUAUGCAGCAAGGACUUGGAUUUGGACAAUACGCGAGCUCAAUGAAAGAGGUAUCAAGUUGCACGAGGUGUAG